AGCAGCCGGUGGCCGGUUUGCUUGCUGGUGACCACCUGCGUGGUGCUCAGACCAUCCCUGAGUCAAGAGUGCUCGGCGGAGAAAAUGGAAAACACCAUCAUCGAUAUAAACUUGUCUCUGCCCAAAGGCAUCAGGGGCGCAGAGCCCGUGUACGCCCCAAACCCAGAGGCUUGCGUCCCCGCUUGACGCUCCGGNGAAAAGCUAUCAGGAGACAAGAAGUGUAAUUUGAUGAUUUUUGAUCCUCGAAGGACAAGCGCUAAUCCAAACUGCUACCUUUUUUACUGCCCUAGCACAGAGGCUUGUCCAACGAAACCCACGACAGGAUUUGUGAGCUACAAGAUAACAAGAGACACCCAUGCCCUGGAGGAUACAUCUUUCAAAAGUGAGGACUUUUCUUCAAAUGGGUAUUCUUUGUCUUCAGAUGCUGGAGCCUUUAUUUCUCACAGUCAGACUAGCCAUCAGAAUCAUACCGCUGCUUUGCAACAGUCUGUCUUUCAUCAGACAUCUGAACUCCUGAACCAUGUGGCCAAGCAUUUAGACAACAGUGAAUUUGAUACAGUUUUUCCGGAAUCUCAAGGGGCAAAACAUCCUGAGAGCUUAGACACCAUCCCAAGGCAGAAAGUAAUUAACCUGCCAUCAAGUAUGUCUUCUGCUGUUCGAAUUGGAAACCCCUCUGCUUUGUUCCCCACCACACAGUCUAGUGUUCCUGAACCCAGCAGUACUACUCUUACUCCUCUGCCUACAAGUACCACCAGACUGGAAUCUCGUACAACCUCUCUGCCUACUGGUGGUGCUAAACCUACUGCUGUCACCACCACCACCACAGCUACCUUUCUGCCUACUGUGAACACCAGAGCUAAACCUGGUAUCCCUGCCGCCACCAUCGCUGUUACUCAUGUCCCUCUUUCCAGUCCCACAACUUCUGGUUCUACUUCAACAACCAAGUGGGUCACCACAAAUUCCAGAUCUGCUACCGCCCCAUCAGGACUAAGAACUCCAGCCAUCCCUCCUGAGCCAACAGUUGUCUCUUCCAACAAUACCAGCCAUGUUACCCUCCUCUCUUUUUCAGGUUUCACUCUCUCUACUAGUGAUUCCCCCACGGCUUCCCAAAGUGACCCUCAGGGUUAUGACCCAUUUGAUUCAGAAAGCUACCUGCCAGAGAGUGUUCUGAGAGGGAAAGGUGUCGUUCUGCUGGGAGAAAAAAGCAGCCUUGUAGCGGCUUUGCUUUUUGGGGUGAUAUUCUUGUUACUAGUUAUUGCACUGACGGGGAAGAAAAUACACGAAUCUCUUCAGAAGAAGAGACAUUAUACCAGGCUGGAUUACUUGAUCAAUGGAAUGUAUACUGAUGUAUGA
Pelecanus crispus (Dalmatian pelican) is the source of this 1353-nucleotide messenger RNA. The record is from RefSeq and is a predicted model, not a curated record. Lineage: Eukaryota; Metazoa; Chordata; Aves; Pelecaniformes; Pelecanidae.